Molecule: messenger RNA, 1308 nt
Organism: Otolemur garnettii (small-eared galago)
Lineage: Eukaryota; Metazoa; Chordata; Mammalia; Primates; Galagidae
Gene: ACTL10
Product: actin like 10
Exons: 2
Coding region: 1-1308 (435 amino acids)
Source: RefSeq, a predicted model, not a curated record
AUGAGCCACCACACCCAGCCCGAAAGAUACACUUUUGUCACUGUCAACAUGAUCAACAUCCCUUCCACACUGUAUCAGGCUGGAGGUCUCCCAGAUAAGCAUCAGCUGUGGGGAGGGGGCGGGACCUUCGCCGAAGGGCAGGGCCGAACCCGGAAGGUGGCGUCGGUGUCCGAGAGCCGCCGGGUCCACUGGCGGCCCUCAAGGGACCACGUCGCGGUGGUGGUAGACCAGGGCUCGGGCUUCACCAAGGGGGGCUUCGCGGGCGAGGACCAGCCGCGCGUAGUGCUGAAGAGCUCCAGUCUGGUGCCCAGCUGGGACCGGCCCGUGCUGCCCGGCGCGCCGGGCUGCGAGCUGGCGGGCGGCGUGGCGCGGGCGCAUCCCAUCAAGCAUGGCGUGGUGGUGGACUGGGAGGCGCUGGAAGGGCUGUGGGAGCGCCUGCUGGUGGGCGGCCUGCGGGUGUCCCCAGAGCAGUGGCCAGUGCUGGUGAGCGACUCGCCUUCUGCACCGCCCGCGGGCCGUGAGAAGGUGGCCGAGCUGCUAUUCGAGGCCCUGGCAGUGCCCGCGUGCCACAUGGCCAACACCGCGUUGUUGGCACUGUGCUCCACCGGCGUGUUCACCGGGCUGGCAGUAGAGGCGGGAGCGGGCGUGUGCCACGCCACGCCCAUCUAUGCGGGUCACUCGUGGCAGGAGGCCACCUUCCGGCUGGAUGUGGCAGGCAGCACCCUUUCCCGCUACCUGCGGGAGCUGCUGGUGUCAGGAUGCCCAGACCUCCGGGAGCAGGCUUUGCCCCGCAAGGCCAUCACACAGCUAAAGAAGCGCUGCUGCUAUGUGUCACUGGACUUUGAGAGCGAUCUCCGUAACCCUGCCCGCCACCGUCCAGCCAGCUUCUUAAUGGAUAAUGGGUGUUCCAUCCACCUUAGAAGCGAGCGUUUCCGCUGCCCCGAACCCAUCUUCCAGCCAGGUCUGGUAGGGCAGACUGAGCCGGGACUGCCCGUGCUGGCCUUCCGGGCCCUGCAUAAGAUGCCCACAACGCUGAGGACACGGCUGGCCAACACCGUGGUGCUGGCUGGUGGCUCCACUCUUUUCCCUGGCUUCCCUGAGCGUCUGGCCCUGGAGCUGGAGGCGCUGUGCCAGAGACAAGGCAACACGGCCCUGCGGCCCCGCCUGGUGGCCAAACCCAAGCGUGGUAUCGCUGUGUGGACAGGCGGCUCCAUGGUGGCCUCCUUGCACUCCUUCAAACGCAGCUGGAUGACCAGGAGUAUGUACCAGGAAUGUGGCCCUAGGUUGGUGUAUGAAGUGUUCAACUGA